AUGGUUCGCAUGAGUGUCCUCGCGGACUGCUUGAAGUCCAUCUCGAACGCGGAGAAGCGCGGCAAGCGCCAGGUGCUCAUCCGCCCGUGCUCCAAGGUGAUCGUGAAAUUCCUCCAGACCAUGCAGAAGCACGGCUACAUCGGCGAGUUCGAGAUCGUCGACGACCACCGAUCCGGGAAGAUCGUCAUCGAGCUCACGGGCCGCAUCAACAAGUGCGGCGUCAUCUCGCCCCGUUUCGACGUCGAGAUCAAGGACAUGGAGUCGUGGAUCAACAACCUCCUCCCCUCGCGCCAGUUCGGCCACCUCGUCCUGUCGACGACGUUCGGCAUCAUGGACCACGAGGAGGCGCGCCGCAAGCGCACGGGCGGCAAGAUCCUCGGCUUCUUCUACUAG
This is a messenger RNA of Aureococcus anophagefferens, 393 nucleotides long. RefSeq lists its product as hypothetical. Bases 1 to 393 code for a protein of 130 amino acids. The record is from RefSeq and is a predicted model, not a curated record. The transcript has a single exon. Gene Ontology annotation, cellular component: cytosolic small ribosomal subunit; ribosome. Gene Ontology annotation, molecular function: structural constituent of ribosome. Lineage: Eukaryota; Pelagophyceae; Pelagomonadales; Pelagomonadaceae. Gene Ontology annotation, biological process: translation.